Molecule: messenger RNA, 195 nt
Organism: Prunus armeniaca (apricot)
Lineage: Eukaryota; Viridiplantae; Streptophyta; Magnoliopsida; Rosales; Rosaceae
Source: the annotation of a GenBank genome assembly
AUGGCACUUGGUGCUCCUGAGGUCAAGAUGACUACGGGAGCAACAAUUCACACCACAGAAGGGUUGAAGAUGACAAUUAUCAGGAGAAUAAAACCUCCCAUAGUGCCCACAUUGGAGAUGCUGACAUUUGAAGUGGAUACAUCUGUAGGUGUUUCAAAAGGGGAUUCUUUAUCGGUUGCGGUUUCAUUGCGGUAA